Molecule: messenger RNA, 1338 nt
Organism: Necator americanus (New World hookworm)
Lineage: Eukaryota; Metazoa; Nematoda; Chromadorea; Rhabditida; Ancylostomatidae
Exons: 4
Coding region: 1-1338 (445 amino acids)
Source: RefSeq, a predicted model, not a curated record
AUGACUGCUCUCCGGAACCCAAAGGGAACAGCCAUUGCAUCGAGAAGGGGGAUGGAGAAGAUCAUCUACGACUUCUACUCUGAUCUCUUCGACAGCCAUGUCCACUUGCCUCCUCACCAUCUGAGAGAAGACGGGCAUGUCAUUCAAGAGGUUCUCCCGUCCGAAAUACGACAUGCUGUCAUGUCGGUAAGAAAUCGUACGGCACUCGGUCCCGACAGAAUAAGACCAGAACACCUGGAGAGCCUUCCGCCAGUACUCAUCAACACCCUGGCGAGGCUCUCUACACGUUAUCUGUCGGUAUGCGAGGUUCCUAAACAGUGGAAGACCAGCAAGACCGUGUUGUUGUAUAAAAAGGGAGAUCCACAUGACAUCGGCAAGACUGAAAAAGUCUUGGAUGAAGGACUGCCAUGCGAGCAAGCAGGGUUUCGAAAAGGAUUCAGCACGAUUGACCACAUUCACAAUGUUUCGAAACCCAUCGAGGUAUCACGAGACUACAAGAUGCCGCUCUAUCUCACCUUCAUCGACUUGAAGAAGGCCUUCAACUCAGUUGAGACGGAAGCGGUCGUGGAAGCCUUGGACAACCAAGGCGUCCCUACUCAGUACAUAAAUGUACUUCGAGAGUUGUACAGUAACUUCACGACCGGAAUUUCGCCAUUCUACAAGAACAUCAUCAUUGACGUGAAGAGGGGGGUCCGACAGGGUGAUACAAUUUCACCCAAAAUAUUCACAGCCACCCUCGAGAACGCAAUGCGAAAGUUGGAAUGGGACGACAUGGGAGUGAAUUUUGAUGGUCGGCAGCUACACCAUUUACGCUUUGCUGAUGACAUCGUACUGAUAACAUCCAGCAUCAGCCAAGCGGAACGAAUGCUCACCGAAUUCGACGAAACAUGUGGAUGCAUCGGUCUUCAGCUGGAUCUGCAAAAGACGAUGUUCAUGCGCAACGGAUGGGUCUCGGAUGCCCCAUUCACGCUCAACGGAACGAACAUAUCCGAAUGCACCAGCUACGUUUAUCUGGGUCGGGAAUUGAACAUGAUGAACGACCUGACCCCCAAGCUGGGCAGGAGGAGAAGAGCGGCUUGGGGAGCGUACAAGAGCACCGAGAAUGUAGUGAAGAAGACCAGGAACACCCGGCUCCGUGCUCACCUCUUCAACACCACCGUACUUCCUGCUUUGACCUAUGCUUCGGAAACCUGGGCAUUUCACAAGCAGGAAGAAAACGCGAGGUUUUACAACUAUAUUUAUUUCACAAAGCCAAAGACGAAGAAUCAUGUACGUAUUGUUCUGUUUGUGAUCGGAUUCGGAUUUGUGUUCUCUUCUUUCGUCAACGAGAUAUCGUAG